UAGUAUCAUCACCAGUUCUUCGCUGUCCUGUCUCCACCAGUUCUGAAAUCCAGGAACUGCUGUGCAGUCAGCAGCCAUGAAUCGGCUCGGUGUGCUGUUAAUUUUACCAGUUUUACUGGAAUCAGUGGUAUCCAUAUCUUUCUUUUUACCGGUCAACACAAGGAAAUGUCUACGGGAAGAGAUCCACAAAGAUGUGCUUGUAACAGGAGAGUAUGAAAUUAGUGAACAACAGAGCACGAAAACUAACCUGAAGAUCACGGAUUCCUCAGGCCACAUUCUUUAUUCUAAAGAAGAUGCCACGAAGGGAAAAUUCGCCUUCACCACAGAGGAUUACGACAUGUUUGAAGUUUGUUUUGAAAGCAAAUCCCCAAUGGGAACUGGGAGGGUCCCUGAUCAAUUGGUCAACUUGGACAUGAAGCAUGGUGUGGAGGCGAAGAAUUAUGAGGAGAUUGCCAAAGUGGAGAAGCUGAAACCAUUGGAGGUUGAGCUGAGGCGACUGGAAGAUCUGUCGGAGUCCAUUGUCAAUGAUUUUGCAUACAUGAAGAAAAGAGAGGAGGAGAUGAGGGAUACCAAUGAAUCCACCAACACGCGCGUCCUGUACUUCAGCAUAUUCUCCAUGUGCUGCUUGAUUGGGCUGGCCACCUGGCAGGUGUUCUACCUGCGCCGCUUUUUCAAGGCCAAGAAGCUCAUUGAGUAGAGUGAGACUGGUUUUGCUCAGGGGAUCCAAAUAUCCCUCCACAGCCCCCCCACAGCCCUCGCCCCCGGCGUCCCUUCCCCUGUGCCUGCUGCACCCCGCUCCUUGGCUGGAGGAACGUUCCAGCAGCUGAGGGCUGGAGAGAAGGAGAACUCUAGUUUCCAGGGGAACAGGAAUGCACUAUUGGUUGUUCUCCUACUGCAUAUUUUGGCGUUUUUUUUUUUUUUUUUUUCACUUUUUUUAUGUCUUCUUUUUUCUCCGCGCUAUGAUUCUAUUGUAGUAAGCCCUCAAACAUGUACACUCAUUUUAGUUAUUGCUACAGUUUUGACUGUUGGUGCAUAUUUGGUAUAAUUGAUAAGCUUGUUUUGUUUAGGCAAGAUGUUCUCUACAACUACUGAAUGUUUUUGUCUGACGACAGAUUAAGUAACUCCUAGGUUUGGGUUUGUUUUAAUCACUGUAAAUGAUUUGGGGCGCACAUUGGGUUUCUCUGAGGUAUGGGAUUGACUAUUCUGUGACAACAACUUCUACCACAAUCAAGUUUGAGUUGCUUGUAGUGAAAUUAUCCUUGACAAGACAGGAUAUUGUUUCCCCCCCCACCACCAUUUAGUACCAUGCCACGUAUUUGUAUGUUUGGUUAUUUGCGUUUUGAUAACAUUUGUAGCCUGUUCUAAGAGUUUACGUACCACAAUUUACUGGUAAUGGACAUGUUGAUAUGAAAAAUGCCUAUAUUUUCAGAGGUGUUGUUCCUUCCUGAAAUUUUAAUGCUUUUAGGAAACUGUACCCUGGAUAAAGUUUGGCAAGUCAUCCAUGCUCUUUCCUGAAGUAUUAGUUGAGACAUGUCAUGGAUAUAGGAUAAAUGUUACACCAUUCAAAUUAUUUCGGUUUUACUUUACAACAAAUUCCCUCCAAAGAUAAGGUAUAUGACAGCUUAUUGGUAUAUUUCCACUGAUGCACACAUCCCCAUUGUUUCUUGAAUUCUGUAAUUUGCAUUUUGAAUGUUGAAAAUGGGUUUUUCAUUCAAUAAAAAUUAAAAUGUGA
Sardina pilchardus (European sardine) is the source of this 1732-nucleotide messenger RNA. It is a transcript of the gene tmed10, whose product is annotated as transmembrane p24 trafficking protein 10. Lineage: Eukaryota; Metazoa; Chordata; Actinopteri; Clupeiformes; Clupeidae. The transcript is spliced from 5 exons. Gene Ontology annotation, biological process: endoplasmic reticulum to Golgi vesicle-mediated transport; intracellular protein transport; Golgi organization. The record is from RefSeq and is a predicted model, not a curated record. The coding region runs from base 77 to 697 and encodes 206 amino acids. Gene Ontology annotation, cellular component: Golgi apparatus; endoplasmic reticulum; endoplasmic reticulum-Golgi intermediate compartment.